Messenger RNA from Scomber scombrus (Atlantic mackerel), 2051 nucleotides. RefSeq names its product exonuclease 3'-5' domain containing 1 (gene exd1). The transcript is spliced from 11 exons. Gene Ontology annotation, molecular function: 3'-5' exonuclease activity; nucleic acid binding. NCBI's taxonomy places the organism in Eukaryota, Metazoa, Chordata, Actinopteri, Scombriformes, Scombridae. The record is from RefSeq and is a predicted model, not a curated record. Bases 1 to 1695 code for a protein of 564 amino acids. Gene Ontology annotation, biological process: nucleobase-containing compound metabolic process.
AUGGUUGUGAGCGACGUCGAGUUCCUGAAUAUCCUGAAAGGGAAACGCAUCAAACUGACCCUUAAGAAUUCAUCUUACCUCGGCGUCCUCCAACGUAUCAACCACAACAAAACGCUGAUAUUGUCUGACGUUGUAAGUGGCAGUAAUGGGUGCAGAUGUCCUGGAUCCAAAAUGUUCUUUGGGCAUGAGAUUCUCAAUGUGGAAUUUACCAAUGAAGCUAACUCUGACAGAAAUAUUCAUGAGAACAAACUUGAAGACCACUUGACUGUGAAAAAGUUUCAGCCAUACAGGAACCCAAUCACACUGGAUGAGGAUGAGGAUGAUGAGGAGUUUAUCAAUUUUGUAGUCAUCGACGAGUUUCAUGAGAAAUUUGGACCUGCUGUGAUGCACAUCAAGAGGCAGCAUGUGAUUGGUGUUGGAGUUGAUGGAGUUGAGGUGUAUCAGCAUGGGAGACUGUGUUGGCUGCAGAUUGCCACUAAAAACAAGGUAUACCUAUUUGAUAUCCUGUUACUUGGAGCUCGAGCCUUUAAGAACGGUCUCUCCAUGAUCCUGGAAAGUAAGCACAUACUAAAGGUCAUUCAUGAUUGCAGAGCAAUUGCUGGAUGUCUGAUUACUCAGUUUGGAGUAAAGUUAACCAACGUCUUUGACACACAGUUACAAUCGCUCAUGUCAUAUGCCUCACUUACAGUUUUCAUGUGUUCUUUCUCUAUCUGUGCACAUGUUAAGGUGGCAGAUGUCAUGUGCUUCUACUCAGAGACGGGAGGUUUCCUCCCCGAUAGAGUCAGUACUCUGCAGGAGGUGGUGAGUCUCCAUCUGAAGGUACCCUCCUCCCAGCUCUUAUCCCUGCAGAUGAAGUCACAGCUCACCAAGGAGGAAAUGGAGAUGUGGUACAAACGUCCGUGUCCCAUACCCCUGCUGAAGGUGAUGGCUUUAUCAGUGAUCCACCUGCAGCCACUCAGACUGGUGCUGUUGGAUGCUCUGAUGAUUGACUACAUGGCGCUGGUGGAUUCCUACCUCAACAGCAGCCACUACACGCCUGAUGAAUUGGGGCACGUACGCAUGGAAAGUGUGUUGGAGUUGCCCAGAGAGCUCCGGCAGCUGGAGCAGAUGCGUUGUGAGCGCCAGGAGUGGGCUGCCGACCAAUACCCUGUCACUGAGAAGGGUUUGCUGGCUCGCUUCCAUCCCAGAACCACUAAGAUUCCAUCUCACACCUCGCCUGCAGGAGAUGCACAGCCAGAAUCUUUUGAACCUGCAACUGUGAAGUCACCUUCAUCAACACAAGUGGACUCUCUCCUUCAACAGCCACACACGAGGCCCUCAAGAGUCACUGAUGUUUCCUCCGCCCAGUCUGUGGAUGCCCCAACAACUCAGGAUCCAGUCCCUGCCACUGUGUCAGACCUCAGUAAAGAAGUGUCUGGCCUGUGUCUGGGUGUAGGCAGAGGACGCACAGAGGUACUGAUGGAAACAGUAGGUAGAGGAAGGUCCUUUGGGAAAGAGCAGUCAUCCAUUCAGACCUUGCCUGCCAUAGGAAGAGGCUUUCUUCUCCAAAUACCACCAGCUCAGAUCCCCAUAGAGCGAAUGAAAAUUCCUGGUAGGAUGGAGGUGGGUCCUUCAUGCCAUAGCCUCAAGCCCUCCCAAGUAGGAAUGCCCCAGCCUGACACUAGUGCUACUAACUUACCUGAGGACAUUUUGUAGCUUGAGAGGAGACAGUUCCUCAGAAAGUUCCAAGUUGCUCUUAUCCUCAUUCAGGUCUUUCAGAUAGGGGAAGUUGCCCUAAACCUAUGAGGACAUGCCUUAUUAAUGUUUGCUGUUCCACACUUUGUGAUUUCCUAAAGUGACCAGUAGAUGGCAGUAAAUAUUGUGUUUUGUACAAAGGUUUGUUUGAUACCAGCUGUUUAACAAAAGUCAUUUAUGUUUGAAAAAAAUAUUCUGUUGUUUGGACUUUGGACAGUUUACUUAUGCAGUUUGGACAGUUUAUAUAUUUGCAUUGUUUGCAACUAAAAGCAUUCCUGUCUGUUCCUGUAUUUGUAUUAUGUUACUUCUAUGACAUU